ACGUGAAAACUCAGCCAUUGCUGAGAGCCUGGCUGAGUGGAGUGUCACUCAGUGGAAGCAGUGGUGAUCGACGCAUCGUGCCCAGCGAACCAACCAACUUUCGCUUGAAACUCCUUCUUGUACGUUCAGGCCAACGUCCACAGACCGAGCAAGAUGUCUGCUGAGCAUCCAAUGUACACUCCAUUCUUCGGAGCUAUGGGAGCUGCCGCGGCCAUGGUGUUCUCUGCUCUCGGAGCCGCCUACGGAACGGCGAAAUCUGGAACCGGAAUCGCAGCCAUGUCGGUGAUGAGGCCUGAGCUCAUCAUGAAAUCCAUCAUUCCCGUGGUCAUGGCCGGUAUUAUUGCUAUCUACGGAUUGGUCGUUGCCGUACUCAUCAGUUCCUCGAUCUCGGCAACGAACUACUCGGCCGCCAAGGCUUUUUGCCAUCUGGGAGCUGGACUCGCGGUCGGUCUCUCGGGGCUUGCCGCAGGUUUCGCCAUUGGUAUUGUUGGUGACGCUGGUGUCCGUGGUACCGCUCAGCAACCUCGCCUCUUCGUAGGAAUGAUCCUUAUCCUCAUUUUCGCCGAGGUCUUGGGUCUUUACGGACUGAUCGUCGCUCUUAUCAUGUUUUCGAGUGCAUCAUCAUUCUAAGAAGUUAGUUAGAUGAGCGAGAGACCUUUAGCUAGAGCAGCAAUAUUCCAAAUUUUUUCCGCAAACGUUUCGUCUAUGAUUUGGCCUCUGUCUGAAUGUGCUGAAUUUAUUACAUCAUCAUAUCUCCCUCUUCACGGACACUUCGAACUGUUAGGCUUAGGCGAGAGUUCUCCUCCUGAGACUCUAAGGCCCCCGAACCUCAUACUGGUUCGAACCGUAUGGUGGCCGAAUCGGAAGACCUACAGGACUCUAAACCAAGUAGAAUGACAAUGUGAACGAGCAUACGAAGAGUAUACUUAAAGGAAAAUGAUUUAAGAUGGUUACUGUACAGUUUUACGUUCGUUGUAUUGUGAAUGCAUGAAUAAAACACGGAGCGAUUAUAACCAGCUAA
Molecule: messenger RNA, 1021 nt
Organism: Galendromus occidentalis (western predatory mite)
Lineage: Eukaryota; Metazoa; Arthropoda; Arachnida; Mesostigmata; Phytoseiidae
Product: V-type proton ATPase 16 kDa proteolipid subunit
Exons: 1
Coding region: 154-630 (158 amino acids)
Biological process (GO): proton transmembrane transport
Cellular component (GO): proton-transporting V-type ATPase, V0 domain
Molecular function (GO): proton-transporting ATPase activity, rotational mechanism
Source: RefSeq, a predicted model, not a curated record